Molecule: messenger RNA, 7305 nt
Organism: Nothobranchius furzeri (turquoise killifish)
Lineage: Eukaryota; Metazoa; Chordata; Actinopteri; Cyprinodontiformes; Nothobranchiidae
Gene: lzts2a
Product: leucine zipper, putative tumor suppressor 2a
Biological process (GO): negative regulation of canonical Wnt signaling pathway; cell division
Source: RefSeq, a predicted model, not a curated record
CGAGCGGCAGACCGGGCUCUCGCGGUGCCCGAAUCGAACACUCUCGGUUUGUGAGGAGCUAAGGAGCCACAGCAGGAGUGAACACUGGACGGGACGGAUUCAAGAGACGAGGAUCAGAACAAAAGUCCAGAAAGAAGAGCAGAGUCGGUUUUUUUCAGCGAGCUCGGUCAAAAGUUGUUUCUCUUCGGGAAAACGAGCGGACCCAUCCAGCUCUGGAGGAAACACGCUGCUGUCCGGGCGGGCUGGAAACAACAUUCCGACUUAGGAUCUAGAAGAUUGCCAGAUCCGGUCUGAGCUUCAGACGGCAAACUUUGAAGCAUGAGCUCCUGAUUUUUGGACAUCUUUCCUCUGAUUGGUGUUUGGGACGAGGCUUGGGAGAGAAGUGAAGUCCUGGGAUGAUAACGCUCGGCCAUUGCGCCGUCUCCCCCUUACCUCCAGGAGGAGAACGCUGGACGACACACUGAGAGUGUGUGGCUUGUCCGAUGCAGUCAGGCUGCCAUGGCUCUGGUUCAGGCACUACCUGUGAGUGACCAUCCCAAUCCAGGUCUCGACCUUCAUCAGUGCCGACCGCUGUCCCCCCACUCUCCGCCACAUUCCUGCUCCGGCCCCUGUGGACCCUGCAGCUCUGAGACAGCCAUGGGUUCGGUCAGCAGUCUUAUAUCAGGACGGACGUACCAGGAGAGGCACUGUAGGGCUGCCAGCGAAUUCUCCACCAAAGCACGUCGCUCCACACCAGCCACCAGCUGCUUUCGGCUGCAGGACAACACCCUCCGCAGUGGGAGCUCCUUAGAGCAGCUGCUUGUUAUCAGCAACCAGACGCAGCCUCAGGCUCAGGUUCUGCCUCCACCCCUACCCACCAAGAAGCAGCCACGUCCUGGAAACUCUGCUGGGGCAGGUGGAGGUGGAGCGGCUGCUGGAGCAGUAAGCGGUGGUGCUAAUGAGAACUUUAAUGGGUGUGUAAAUGAGAAGGUGGUGGUUGGAGACUGGAAUGACAACCUGGUGCCUACCGCUGCUAGUCCCUGCAGUGACUCAGAGGACCAAAAGGACAACAGGACUGUAAAUGGAAACAUCGGAGGACCUCCUCCAAAACUCGUCCCCGUGUCUGGACAGUUAGAGAAGAACAUGGAGAAAGUGUUGAUUCGUCCUACAGCAUUCAAACCAGUUGUUCCCAAGAACCGUUACUCUGUGCAGUACCUGUCUUCACGGACAGGGGGCAGCAGUCUGUCUGAGAGCCAGGGCAGUCUAAACCUCCUGUUGCCCCUGGGAGUCCCCAACAGCACCAGCAGCACAAACUGUAACGGCGGAAGCUGUGUCUCCAGCAGUGAGGGGAAGCAUAGCUCCUACAGCGGAGGGCGAAAUGCUCGAAACAGCCAGUCCUGCUCAAUGUCAGACUCAGGAAGGAACUCCCUCUCCAGCCUCCCUACUCACAGCAGCACAGGCUACAGUUUGGCCCCUAGUGAGGGAUCCAGCUCAGGUUCUGGCUCUGGGGGUCAGGUGGAACCUGUUCCAGGCGUGGGACGCAACACUUCAGGUGGAAAGACGAGUCACGGUCACAGUAAUUCAGACAGCGGGCGUUCCUCCUCCAGCAAGAGCACGGGCUCAGGGUCACUGGGUGGGCGCGGGCAGCCCCUGUCUGACAGCGGGUCCUGCGGCCGCUCGCCCCCACCAGCGGAGGGAUACGAGGCAGUGGUGAGGGAGCUGGAGGAGAAGCUGCGGGAACGAGACCUGGAGCUCCAGCAGCUGCGAGAAAAUCUGGAUGAGAACGAGGCGGCCAUUUGCCAAGUGUAUGAGGAGAAGCAGCGUCGCUGUGAAGGGGAGAUGGAGGAGCUGAGGCAGAACUGUGCUUCAAAGAUGAAGCAGGUGUCUCAGAAAGCUCAGAGAGCACAGCAGGUGCUGCAGCUACAGGUAUUUCAACUGCAGCAGGAGAAGAAGAAGUUGCAGGAGGAUUUCUCCUCUUUGCUGCAGGACAGAGAGGCGCUGGAGAGGAAGUGUGCCACCAUCCAGAGGGAGCAGACUCAGCUAGGGCCCCGUCUGGAGGAGACAAAAUGGGAGGUGUGUCAGAAGUCUGGAGAGAUCUCCCUCCUGAAGCAGCAGCUGAAGGAGAUCCAGUCAGAGCUCAGCCAGAAAGCUGGAGACAUUGUGGUCUUGAAGGCUCAGCUGAGAGAAGCUCGGUCUGAGUUGCAGGCAAGUCAGGCUCGAAGCCAGGAGGCUCAGACUGCCCUCCGAACAAGAUCCCUGGAGCUGGAAGUCUGCGAGAACGAACUCCAGAGGCGAAAGAGCGAAGCCGAGCUUCUCCGAGAGAAAGUCAGCUGCAUGGAGGAAGAGUCGGCCCGGCUCCGGGACACCCUGUCCAAUCACACUGGAUUCUCUUUAACUGGAAACUUAACCAAAAAGGGGCCCGGCAUGAGCCUGCCCGGCAUGAGCCUGUCCCUCCAACAAGGUAGAGGGGUGUUAGGGAGGGGAGGUCCCAGUCCCUCCAUGUACCGGGACGGAGAGGACGGCUACCUGGUCUGGGCAGGAGAGAGCGAUGAGGCCAAGGCGCAGAGGCAGAAUGCAGAAACCUUACUCGGACUCAGACAACAGGUGGAGAGGCUGAGAGCUGAGCUCAUGUUUGAGAGGAGGACUAGUGAGGAGCAGCUGUCACGGUUUGGCGAUGAGAGGAGGGUUUGGCAUGAGGAGAAGGAGAAGGUAAUCCACUACCAAAAGCAGCUGCAGCAGAAUUACAUCCAGAUGUACCGGCGUAACCGUGACCUGGAGCGGGUGAUGAGGGAACUGAGUCUGGAGCUGGAGAACCGGGACAUGGAGGAUUACGAGGUCCGCAGCGGCAGCAACGACAUCCACUUUGAGGAGAUAACAGCCACAGAGAUCUAAACACAUAAAGUGAUCCGUGCACAAGAUGUGGACAAUACUCACUGAAGUCUAGGAAGAUCUUGAACUCUGGGCCAAAAACCACACUGUCUUCCAUAUGGAGCACUAAGCAUGCUCACACUUCCUGUCACUGUUAAAGGGGACAUUUUCCAAAGGUGUAUAUUCAUUACUUCCUGCUAACCGGUGAGUUCCAGUAGAUCCUUAAGAGAUCUUUUACUGAGGUUUUUUUUAACCACGUUAAAGCCAGCACAAGGACUGCUUCUCUUCUUUGAGGAAAAAAAUAAGAGAAAAGUUUAGAUCUCAGAAUAUUUUCUAAUCAGGGUAUUUAAAAUCUAUAAGAACUUUAGGCAAAAAAAUCCACCAUAUGCAGCGAAACUUGGUCUUUAUGCACUCGCAGCUUCAAACACCGGGGGCACAAGCGUGUUCGUAGUCUUGCAUCUACACAGCACUGCACCAAAAUCUCCAAAGAAAGAUCACGAUCUGAUGGUGUUGCUCGACUGUUGACUAUACUGACUUUCAAAGGGAUACAAUUUUUGCUUGCUUUAGCGCCCCCUAGUGUCCGUUAUUAAUUCACUGGUAAAAUCAGAAAUGAAACUCGUUGUGAGUUUGUCUUUUUAAUAGUGGUGCACCAAUCUAUCAGCCCCGAUCUCUGUAGUUUAUUUUUUUUUCAAGAUUGGUGAUCGGCCAAAAGCUGCAAACGGUGCACCCCUAGUUAAUGUUAAAGCAAAUCAUUGCUAUAGAAUAUUUUUUUUGGACAAGUGUGUCAAAACAAGUACAAAAUUUUGUUUUCAAAAUUUGAAAAAUGAAAGUCUAAAGGAACCAAUAUGAUUUUGUAGUUCAAACAGCAAUGCUAAAUAUUUUCAUUUAUAUUUAAGAACAUUACCUCAUGUCCAGUUGAAACUGGUAUUGUUUCAUGAGUAUUCAUAUUGGUUUUCCCAACAAAAGGAAAUUGAAACAUUUACGUAAUCUGCUUUUAAUUAAGACAAAAUCGGUAUCGGCAAGUCAGGUUUUUCUCAAGAUCGGUUGAUCGGCCAAAAACUGCAGUCGGCGCACCCCUACUUUUUAACACCGCAAUCUAACUGCUGAGAUGUCGCUUGAGCUUUCAUUAGUUUCUAGAGGGGUGAUUCAUCGCUAAAUCAAACAAAUCAGCUGUGUUCAUAAUCUAAAUAACGUCCUGUAGGCAGACUCCAGCUCCACUCCUCUCCACAGCUGCAGAGCCUAAUGCGCUGCUGCACAGGUGGUUCAACCACUGAAAGAAGUGCGCUGGAGCAGAGAAACCACUAAAACAUGCUGGAUACCAGCCCUCCAGACCCGGAAUUGAAUACCUCUGCUGUAAAAGGUCAAAUGUGAAAAGGUUGCUUAGUAUCCCUUUAAUUUUACAGAUUGUUAUUAAAGACAAAGACAUGCAGUACAAACAGUAUUCAUCAAUAACAGAUGCAAGAAUCUGCACACUGUGGCGUUAUUCUGCACCAAUUUUCUGCCCUAUUUUGUUUUUUAUCCUUCAGUUUUCUUUGGAAAAAAGUCAUCUGUUUAUGUUUUGUCAUUCGUCAAACGACAAAGGCCCAGGACUGAAAAGAUAUGUUAAUUAGCCAUCAAUUUGUCCCCUCAUUCAGCCACUUCUUUAGCUGUAUAAUGCAGUACAGCGGGGCACGUAUCUCCAUGUUUGCUCGUUCUUCUUUUUUCUUGACUUUUUUUCUGUUCCUUCACUUUCUAUUCUUCUUUCUCUACUAUUUUUAUAACAGCAUCCCGGCAGUUGGUGUCGGUAUGCUAAAAAUAGGUCAUGUUUACCCUACAGUAUUACAGUCUGGAUUUGACAAUGCAGAUUUCAAACAUGCUUUUCUCCAAGUCUCUACUUUUGUUGUGAUUUUUUUUCCUGUCACUCCCAUUAGUGCCCUUCAUGUAGCUACCAGCAACACAAAGCCAGUCACCCUAGUCCCUGCGGAGCUAAUCUUCACUAAUUGCUGUAAGCAGUGAUAGAGGAAUGGAUGCACGUCUUAGUUGUGGGAUAUUUCAGAAACAAAGCUGGAUCAGGUGAGGUGAGAGUAUGCCGAGGGCUGUAGCUCCAGCCACGACUGUGUUGAUGAUGGUUGGCUUUUGUGGUGAACGUAGACAUUCAGCGCUGUGGGCUGCUCUGCUCCGUCCUCUCGCAGUAAUCACGUGAGGGCGGUUUGCAACAGUCAGAGGGCUGCUGAGAACUUUUAUUUUGCAAAGAGUCUAUAUUGAGAAAUGGAAACCUAUACGAUGGAGGAGAGUUUGUAUAUUUUUUUAUAAAUACAUGUAGCACCUGAAGAUAUUUUUGUUGUAAUACUGGUGUAAGUGUGGGUUAAUAUUGUCCACAUAACGUUUCAGCUGACGGAUCAAUCAGAAAUGCAGCCAUCAGCGUUUUGAAAGAGUGCACCUAAUACUGUAAUGCAUGACACGUUAUUGUUUACAUUGUAUUUUCUGUGUUACAUGGUUCAGCUUGCAAUGAAACUGACAGGAAAUCAGUUUUCCCCCCGCUAAUUUUAACCUGCUGUUUCUCCAUUUUAUUGACCUUUUAGUAAAAUGUUACACUCUAAAAAAUUUCAAAUUUCAUUUUCAUUUACUUAAAGCUGCAAUGGCAAAUCUGGAAAACAAGCUAGCUUUUGAACAUAAACACGGUCAUGGAACACUCCCCCCCCAUUGGCUAUCAUCCCUGAGCUGCAUCCACCUGAUACCAUCAGCGACUUCAACUGGCAUUUUUCUUUUUGGAACUCUUAUAGUUUGCCCUAAAGUUGAAGUGGUAGCAGCCGGCUGUUUCUCCUCUGACAUUAAUGAGCAGAGAACCUCUCACACCAAUGGUGUUCUGUUGCAAAACGCGUGAGUCCGUAAGGAGUGGAGGACCCAGGUAAAUGUGGAAGUGCUGCAGUUCGGUGAGAGACAACUGGAUGGUUCAGCUGUUGGUUUUGGUCUGAGCUGUGUUAUUGGUGGAAGUUUUUAGACAAAUACAAGAGAGCCACUUCAUUAGUUUUUUUUUUUUGUUUGUUUGUUUUUUGCUCACCACUAUAUAGUUAUAUUUAUAGCUAUACUAUGUUAAAAGGUUGUAAGUGUUAUGAAAAAGAUGUUUUAUGCUAGCUUGUUUUGCAGAUUGAGGCUUUAACCAAUUUAUGUCAGCUGGUUCCAAUAAACCUAGUUGCUUAGAGGUGCAAUAAGUAAGAAUUUUACAGAGACAUCGUCACAAAACAGUCUAAUGUCUCAAUCAUCGUGAAAACAAAGGUUACACUGAAGCAGAUUCCCUUCUCAGCCUGCUGGAGGGGUGUCAGUUUUUCUGCUUAUACAAAGGCCAAAGAGGGACUUGAUCCUUGUUUACAAACUGUCCUGCCUCUGCCCAUACUUGCUGAUUCCAGAGCCAGUCAUAUGUGAACCCUUAGGGUUGCCAAGUCUUUAACACAAACACUACUGCGCUGGCAUUUGUAAACCGGCACCGGCCAGCAAAGAGCAGCAGGAGCGACCCAGAAGUUAUUUCUUGUAACCAUAAGAAGCCACAGCAUCCUUUUUUGCUCUGUCGAGUAAAGAUGGCUAGAGUUAACGUUGAGCUAACAAUUCUAUCGGUGAAUUUGGGAGGAAAAUAGUCAGCUAAAAAAAAACUCAUAGUGGAGUACCCAAAUUUGACCACAGGAUGUCAUUCCUAUGUCCUGCACCUUUAAAUGUAAAGACUAAUAUAACUUUGUUAUAGGUUGUUUUGUCAGAAGUAAAUGUAUAUCACUGUUUACGUUUAAGCAACUUGGUUUAGUGGAACCAGUUGACCUAGCAUGACUAAGAAAAUUCAACAUUUCAGUUUUUUAACAUGUAGGUUCAUCAUAUAAAAACCAGUUCACAGCUUUUAAUCAACAAAGUGCACUCAUCUUUCUUAUUUUGAGACCUGAUAUAAAAGUAGGAAUGAAGUCAGAUUCCUUUACGUUGCUGAAUUGGCCCCUGUGUUGCAUGGCAGUACCACACUCAUAGUGGUUCAGGAAAGUAUUAAAACCUGCACUGUGUACACCUGCUUGUGGUAAAUCUGUGGGAAGUAGAUUUGUUUAGUUAUUUCUUAGCACGUUCUCGACUGUUAUUCAUCGGCACACUAACAGGCACAGGUGUUGCUUUCACUGACGCUUAAGAGUUCUUUUAUUUAUCACAUCUCAGCUCUAGUCAAAGUUGCAUAACCUCUUUCCAUGUAAAUAUGUAAAACACUAAAUAGUACAAGAGUGUCUUUUAUAUAGGCAGUAUCCGUCUCCAACGUAGCCACUGUGACUAGACCAAAGCAAUAUAACACAUUUAUUUUCUUCACGCUUUCUGAGCUUUUGUUUUUGUAUUUUUUUGGCUUAUAUUGUGUUUUCAUUCAUUCAUAAAGUAUUUAGUUGUCCAUGUUUAUUUUUUAUGUGUACAUUUCUUGUACAAAUGACUGUUUUUAAUUAAAGAGCAAGUUUUCAAACCUUAAAA